UGUACGAUAUCGUAAAAGUUCAAACUUCAAAGUUUGCAUUUUUCAGUUCCCGUGUUAACUGAACCGGAGCUCGGUUUCGCGUAUAAUAGAUAACGAAGCUCAGCAAUAUUCUUAUUUGGACUAUAUAACGCGUUAUCGCUAGACUGGGUGUUCAGUCUGUUUCACGCAUUCAUCGGUUGCACAUCGCGAAUAAUCACUGCCAGCGAAAAUGUCAGCAUUUUUCGGGAAACGUUACAAGCUGCAAGAUAGCCAGAACUUUGAUGAAUACAUGAAAACGUUAGGCGUGGGCCUGAUGAUGCGUAAAAUGGGUAGCAGCGUGAGCCCCGUGGUUGAAUUAACGGAGAACAAUGACGUCUACACUUUGAAGACGACCAGUCCGUUCAAAAACUCCGAAAUAAAAUUCAAGCUCGGCGAGGAAUUCGAUAGCGUCUGCACUUUAGAAGGGAACAAGCUCAUGCAGGUGCAAAAGGGCGAGAAGCAGACCACAAUCGAGAGGGAAUUCACGCCAACGGAAAUGAAAGCAAUUAUGAAAGUCGACGAUAUUGUAUGCACCAGAGUAUACAAGAUCCAAGAAUAAGAGUACUCCUACCGAAGUGUGGUGUUUCUCAGAUCAACGACGAAUUAACAACGUUAAAAGUUAUUGUUGCAAUUCAAAGAAUAAUACAUUGUUUUUUUAUAAAUGUAAAAGACACAGAAGGUGUACAUGAAAACGUAUAAAUGCAUGUAUAUAUUAUUUCAAAGUGGAACUAUACGCACACAGUGUUUCGAAUACGUAUAUCCGUAUAUACGUUAAACAUAAUUAUAUAACGGUUCGAUAGAUUUGACAGUUUAUAUAUGUUUUGUACGCUUAUUUGAAAUAAUUCAAUUGUUUGCUUUCGCACAAAUGGAAUCUUUAUAAAUAAAAAAAUUGGAGUAACUACCA
Dufourea novaeangliae is the source of this 922-nucleotide messenger RNA. RefSeq names its product myelin P2 protein (gene fabp). Gene Ontology annotation, biological process: fatty acid transport. NCBI's taxonomy places the organism in Eukaryota, Metazoa, Arthropoda, Insecta, Hymenoptera, Halictidae. Gene Ontology annotation, molecular function: fatty acid binding. Gene Ontology annotation, cellular component: nucleus; cytosol. The record is from RefSeq and is a predicted model, not a curated record.